Phyllostomus hastatus (greater spear-nosed bat) is the source of this 3871-nucleotide messenger RNA. RefSeq names its product TLR adaptor interacting with endolysosomal SLC15A4 (gene TASL). Lineage: Eukaryota; Metazoa; Chordata; Mammalia; Chiroptera; Phyllostomidae. The coding region runs from base 212 to 1105 and encodes 297 amino acids. The transcript has 2 exons. The record is from RefSeq and is a predicted model, not a curated record. Gene Ontology annotation, biological process: regulation of toll-like receptor signaling pathway.
GCAAAAACAACUCUUUUUCCAUUGGAUCGUUUAUAAAGAAAAUGGAAAUGCAACAAGCAGCUUAGCUUCUUGGUUUUUAGGAGUGAAAGCUAUACUCACUCACCAAAGGCUUGCAAACAUUUCUGGAUAAAGCGCUGGCUGUCUUAUUCAUCUCUGUAUGGUCAAUCGUUGUGUUUCUGCAGGACCGAAGGAGCAGAUUGGUUAGUGAAGAAUGCUGUCAGAAGGGUACCUCAGUGGACUUGCCUACCAGAAUGACAUCCCCUGGAGCUAUGCAUCUUACAGUGAGAAGGUGGCUGAGGAAAAGGAAGAAGAGACAAAUUCUGCUGCUCUUUCCUAUUCCUCUGUGGAUGAAACACAGGUCAGAAGUCUCUACCUGAGCUGCAAAUCCUCUGGCAAGUUCAUUUCUUCACUGCACUCAAGAGAGAGUCAACACCGUAGAAACCAGAGAACGACAGUGCUACAGACAAAGUCCAAUCCUGUGUUUGAAAGCCCAAACUUGGCUGCAGUUGAAAUUUGUAGAGAUCCCAGCAGAGAGACCUACUUGGUUCCCCCUUCCUGCAAAAGUAUUUGCAAGAAUUACAAUGACUUACAUAUUGCAGGAGGCCAGGUGAUGGCCAUUAAUUCAGAGACAACAGAUUUUCCCUCCGAGACAAGUUUUGAAUAUGGCCCUUUGCUGAAAUCAUCUGAGAUUCCUUUGCCAAUGGAGGAUUCCAUAUCAACGCAGCCCAGUGAUUUUCCCCAAAAACCUAUUCAGCGAUAUUCAUCCUACUGGAGAAUAACCAGUAUCAAGGAAAAAAGCAGCCUGCAAAUACAGAAGCCUAUUUCUAAUGCUGUGCUGAAUGAAUACCUGGAACAGAAGGUGGUGGAGUUAUAUAAGCAGUAUAUUAUGGACACUGUAUUUCAUGACAAUUCCCCUACUCAGAUUCUGGCAUCUGAACUCAUCAUGACAAGUGUGGACCAAAUUAGUCUCCAAGUGUCUAGAGAGAAGAACCUGGAGGCCUCAAAAGCCAAGGAUAUAGUCAUUAACCGCCUAUUACAGUUGGCAUCCACUGAAAUCAGCACUCCUAGUCUCCAUAUUUCACAGUAUAGCAAUGUGAAUCCAUAGAGAGGAUGCUUCCAUUCCUCUUUCUCAACUACUCACAGCUAAAAGAACACUUCAUUCAUUUAUUCUGAGAAUGUGGAGGAGGAGUUUGGGAAGGAGUCAAGAGCUAGAGAAGUCAAUGUUGGCUGGAGGUCAGGUGUGAAUUAAGAGGAAAUCUCAUAUUACACAUGAUGAAAGAAUGUGGAAAGAGGUGCUAUAAAGAAUGAUUUCAAAGCAAGGGUUGUACAGCAACAAAGCAAAAAACAAAAAUGAUCCAAAAAAAGGAAAGGUAGGAUUCAUUUCAAGGAGUAUAGAAGUUGAAAAAGAAGACAAACCAAAGAAGAAGAGCACACAUCCUGGCAAAAGUAAAAAGCCAAAGGUUUCAGGGCAAUGCGUUAAGGAUAUGCUUGUUACUCAAAUAAAUUCCUCCAAAUUGAUUUUUUCAUGAGGGAAAUGAACUGUGGAAGGCUGGUAUGUUUGAAUAGAGACAAAGCUUCAAAAAGUUUCAAAAUAUAUUUAACUUUCCUUUCUAUUCUGUAUCACUAGAUCACUUAAAAUAUAUUCUUUAUAAACAUGAAAACAGUAGCAAAUUGCAAUUGUAUUUUUAGUUUUGAAUCAUUACUUAGCUAUGGCUAUAGCCACAAAGCACCCACUCAAAUCUCCUAAUUCUGUUUUCUAGUGGAGAUGAAGUUUCUAAGUGGAAAAUACCACACAGUGAAUGUUAAACUAUUUUGAUUUUGCUACGUAUGAUUUUCUUGGCGAUACAGAUUUAUGAAUCUUCUUUUCCCCAUAUUUUUCUCUUCCUUUUCUCUAUGCUUUCUUUACCCUUCUGGAGUGAGGAAGGGGUCUUCUGUAUCCUGAAAACAAGGUUACAAGGUCUAGGAUCCUUUGAUGCCAAAUUCCGUAAAUUCAUGCACCAAAAUGGUGGUUUUAUGAGGGUCACGCUACUCUAUCCCCUUCCUCUAGUGCAGAGAUUGGCAAACUAUGGCUAUUGGUCAAAUCUAGCCUGCCACCUUUUUUUCGGAGAUAGAAUUGGCAUAUAACAUAUUAGUUUCAGGUGUACAACAUGAUUUGCUGUUUGUAUAUUUGACAAAAUGGUCACCACAGUAAAUCUAGUUACAUCUCUUUUGAAAUCCCAUGAACUAAGAAUUUUAAAACAUUUAAAAAUGGAAAAACCAAUCAAAAUAAGACUAUUAUGUGACAUGAGAAAAUGAUGAUAUUCACAUUCAGUGUCCUUAAAAUAAGACUGUAUUAGAACACAGCCACACCCAUUCAUUUAUGUAUUUUCUAUGACUGCUUUCACACUAGAAUGGUAGAAUUGAGUAAACUUGACAGAACAGAUGGCCCACCAAACCCUAGCGUGCUAUCUGCCCUUUUAGAGAAGUUCCCCAAAGCUGCAUCACAGCAGUGCCUUGCUCAUAUAAUGGCUGCUUAACUUAAUUUGGCUUUACUGGAGAAGCUGACUGAAAUGGAGACUGGUGAGCAAGUUUAUUGGGGACUGUUGUGAACAACCUCUGUGGUGGAGUGAGGAAAGAAGAAGAGGUUUCCACCUUCAGAGAGCUCCGAAGUUGGGGUGGUCCUUCAAAAUAGAUCCAAAUGAAAAUUGGAGGGUUGGCUUUGGUUCUCCAGCUUAGGUAGGAGGCAUCACCUUAGCUGAGGCAGUUCAGUGGGGGGCAAAAUUCCCACAGUGGAAGUCAAGGGUGAGCCUUCUACAGCCAAGCUCUGAAAGCUGCUGGUGGAAUAAGUUUGUCAUCCAGAAGGAGGGACCUGUGGAGCCAAACAGCAUCCUCUACCUGUCUCAGCAUAUGUAUCUGUAAAGUGAAUGAUUUUUCUUUACAAUAUAUAAUAUUAUAUAAAGAAACCUGAUUACAUAAUAAUUCAGAAAUGUUAUUCACAAUUUUAAAUAUAUCAUAAUAAUAGCUGCUGUGUUUUAAUUACUUUCUAUGUGUCUGGCACCAUUUUUAGCAUUUUGUAUGGAUUAUCUUGUAUAAUUCUCAAAAUAACCUUAUGAGAGAGAGUGCCUUUUUUUUAAACAGAGGAGUCAGCUGGGUUCAGAGAAGUUAAGUAAUUUGUACAAAGAUACACAUUGGGUGGUGCAACUGGUAGAACUGGAUUUGAAAAUCCUGGUUCUUAACUACCACCACUUACUCUUGUGUUGACCACUGUGUUUAUCUCAUUAAAGACCAAAUUCUUUGUGUUUUUUACUCUUAGGGAAAAGAACUCAAUCUCAUGUUACUUCAUUUUUUCUUUAUAGUAUUUUGCUUGAUGAUAUUUAUUUGCAUAUCUUCUCCCCUCCAGAAGAUAAGCUUUGAUUUAUUUUUUUCCAUGUCUGAAACAGCACUUGCACAUAGUAGGCACCCAAUCAAUAUGUGUCAACUGGAUGAGUGGGUUUUGGUUAUGUUGGGUACUGUAUCUGGUGGUUGAAGUGCAAGACUAAAUUAUGAAAACCUGAUAAUUGUGACUAGAAAAGAACACUAUCGGGAGUUGCCCCUCCAGGAGAAAACUGACUGAAUAAAUGAGCUUAAUUUCUUAUAGCAAGUUAGUAAAUAGUAUACUAAAAUGCAUUAUAAUAAAAUAUUAUUGUGGAUAUUUUCCCUUUUGCUUACUUACUGAAAAAUAAUUUGUUACAAAGUCCAGACAUACCUUGGAGAUAUUGUAGGUUCAGUCUCAGACUACCACAAUAAAGUGAGUAUCAAAAUAAACUGAGUCAUAAUCUUUUUGCUGGUGGAGGGUCUUGCCUUCAAUUUGUGAAGAAUGUAACAUCUGUGAAGCACAAUAAAGAGAAAUGCA